CCAAGUGUAGGAAGGCUGAGGAGCAUCAGGACACAGGAGACCUCCUGACUACUGUCUCUGCUGAGGAGCAUCAGGACACAGGAGACCUCCUGACUACUGUCUCUGCUGAGGAGCAUCAGGACACAGGAGACCUCCUGACUACUGUCUCUGCUGAGGAGCAUCAGGACACAGGAGACCUCCUGACUACUGUCUCUGCUGAGGAGCAUCAGGACACAGGAGACCUCCUGACUACUGUCUCUGCUGAGGAGCAUCAGGACACAGGAGACCUCCUGACUACUGUCUCUGCUGAGGAGCAUCAGGACACAGGAGACCUCCUGACUUCUGUCUCUGCUGAGGAGCAUCAGGACACAGGAGACCUCCUGACUUCUGUCUCUGCUGAGGAGCAUCAGGACACAGGAGACCUCCUGACUACUGUCUCUGCUGAGGAGCAUCAGGACACAGGAGACCUCCUGACUACUGUCUCUGCUGAGGAGCAACAGGACACAGGAGACCUCCUGACUACUGUCUCUGCUGAGGAGCAACAGGACACAGGAGACCUCCUGACUACCUGCUGACCCAACUUCUAAAGUUCUCCCACCACCACCACCAUCACCAUCAUCCUCACCACCACAUGACAUGCUCCAUGGCUGACUGUGCUGCCUUGUGAUACUUCCAGGAGGAGAUCACUAAACUUUACUGCCUGCCCUUCCUCUGUGUGUGGAUGCUGGAAGAAACGUGGUGCUUCUGUAUAUGGAAAUUGUGGGGUGCAGAACAGAAGAAAGUGCCUAUCCCUUCCGACCAGCAGCCAUGCUCUUCCAUGGGAUAACAGGGGGACAUAUACAAGGGAUCAUGGAAGAGAUGGAGAGAAGGUCCAAGUCAGCAGAUAGCCGCCUAGCCAAAACUAUCCAGGUCAAUGGCAGAGAAACAAGAAUGCCGCCACUCAGCCCGGAGAAGCCAGCUCUGUGUGCAGGAUGUGGAGGGAAGAUCUCUGACAGAUACUACCUAUUGGCUGUGGACAAGCAAUGGCAUCUCCGCUGCCUGAAAUGCUGUGAAUGUAAACUGGCCUUGGAAUCAGAACUGACUUGUUUCGCAAAAGAUGGAAGCAUCUAUUGUAAAGAGGAUUAUUACAGGUUUUCGGUGCAGAGGUGUGCUCGGUGCCACCUGGGCAUUUCAGCUUCAGAGAUGGUUAUGAGAGCGAGGGAGUCCGUCUAUCAUCUAAGCUGCUUCACGUGCACCACGUGCAACAAGACCCUGAGUACAGGAGACCAUUUUGGCAUGAAGGAAAAUCUAGUCUAUUGCCGGGUUCACUUUGAGCUCUUGGUCCAAGGAGAUUUCCAUCCUCAGCUCAACUACACUGAGCUCUCGGCCAAAGGCGGAGGACUGUCCACGCUGCCAUACUUCACCAACGGAACAGGGGCAGUGCAAAAGGGGAGGCCCAGAAAGAGGAAGAGUCCGGCCCUGGGAGUGGACAUCAUCAACUACACCUCAGGUUGCAAUGAGAACGAUACAGAUUUGGACAGAGACCAGUCAUAUCCUCCCUCCCAAAAGACAAAACGUAUGCGUACCUCAUUCAAGCAUCACCAGCUCCGCACCAUGAAGUCAUACUUCGCUAUAAACCACAAUCCAGACGCAAAGGAUUUAAAGCAACUGGCUCAAAAAACAGGAUUAACCAAAAGGGUCCUACAGGUUUGGUUUCAAAACGCACGGGCGAAAUUCAGAAGGAAUCUUUUACGACAGGAGAAUGGGGGAGGCGAUAAGGUUGAAGGUGCCUCUCUCAGCGCCCCAGCAUCAGCGGACAGUGCUGCACUCACACCAACAGGUGGCGCAUCCACAUUAUCAGACCUCACCAGCCCCUCCCUCAAUGUCGGGGCCUCUGUAACCCCAAACAUGGACAAUCAUGAGUCUGGAAGCCCAUCUCAAACUACACUCACCAAUCUUUUUUAACCUGUACCAAGACUCUUCUUGUCUUCUACUGUCUCUCUUAUUUUUUUUUGUUCUGUUGCAAUACUGUGCAUUUAACCCUCUAAUCAGGAUAUAACCAGCGAACGACGAAGAAUCAACUCUACCGCCACUCAGUGAAUUUAUCUGUGCUGUCAUUGUUGCCUGAACAUCAUUGCCCCUUCCCUCCCCCAUGGAGGGAUGUUGCGUAGGGAAGAGUAAAGAGAUGUGUGGGACACAGGCAUACGGUCAUAUAUAAUUGUGCGCUAUGUUUUCUAUCAUUCCUGAGUUAUAUCAACACUUAGAUCAGUGCUGGGGCCUGGUGCAGCACUAUAGUCCUGCAGGGACUGGGGCCCGCAUGGCACCCUCUGCACCUAUGUCUUACUCUUCUCACUGUGAUUUUUCACUGAUAGACCCCAUUUCCUUUUAUCAAUAUGGCUGUCUAUUUGGUUAUAUCAUGACGUUCAUUUUAUUUCAAGAAUAGAAUUGGCAUGGAGCAGUCUAAAGGCCGGUAAUCGCUAAAAUCCUCCAGUUUUCACACACACAAAAAAAGUUCCUAACUAUGUUUGGUGUCAUUGUAAUAUAUUGCCUCCGAUGGAACGACAUGGCUGUUUCUUCUUAUCCUCUGUUUCUUCUUCCUCUGAGUCUGUCUCAAUGCAGGGUCGCCGUCUCUUUAUAUUGCGCUGCCUUUUGACAGUGAACAAGACUCAAGAGUAGAAGUACUAGAAGUGUUAUAUGAAAGGCCCUUUUGGUGUACGGGAAACGUGUGAAAACUUCUUAGUCACAUUAUCAAUGCUUGAAGUUACAGGCCCGAUCCCUGUUGCAACCUCUACUUCUGGCAGUUCCCAGUUAUUAUGGAUAUUGUGAAGAUCCAGAUCACAUACAGAUCACAUAUAGUUAGUAUGUAAAUAUUGAUAUGGAUAUUGAUUUUAGAUCUACAUAAUAGGAGAGAGUUAAAUGGCAGCUCCGAUGCUGGUCCGAUGGCAGGAUACAUGUUUAAAUUUCCCGGCAAUUUUACAGCUGAACACUAAAGCGGUCAUGAUACGGAUUUGUCCGAUGUCUAUUCAACUCAAUGGGAUGGCAAAUCUGGAUCCCGAUCACUUUAGUAUAGGGCAAGUCUCGGGCUAAGAAGUUGCUAGGAAAUAUAAACAUAUAUCCUGCUGCCGAACCAACAUCCGAGAUGGGCUUGCCAAGCUUGCCUAUUUUGUGGGGACCGAUUCACUAUCUAAUGAGUAUGAUGGUAUCCUGACUUUCCAUCUAGUGAACUGAGCUGUUGGAUUUCAACAUGCCGAUUCUUCUAUUUGCAAUACAGAUAAGCUUGCAGCAGAGGGGUCUGGCAGGGGCUUCCUCCCAUAUCCAAGCUAAGUGUACGGGGUAUUAGGAGGAAUAGCUGUUUGGCCAACUGCUGUCUAAAGAGUAUGGCCAGGUUUGCAAAAAUGGAAAUCUCAAUGUAUUAUGGGAUUUUUUUUUUUUUUUUUACAUUUGACCAUAAAUCUGAUGUCUGAAACAUUUUAUUGACAUUUUGGAGAUAUUAAAAUUUCCCAUGAUAACAACUCCACUGGAAACAUAAGAGCGGAGGACAUGCAGGGAUAUACCUAUAACCUAUUGCUCUUGAAAAACAGUUUUCAUGUGUUUUCUGUACACUAGGGAGAGUUCGCGCCUGCCAUUUUAAUGCAGUUUUAAAGCCAUUGCCGAGAGUGGAUCAUAAAGGUAGAGAAGACAUAAGAGAAAGAAUCUACUUCUGUUGAUCUUUAAUCCACUCCGAGCUUUGACUACAAAAACUAUAUAAAGAAUUUCAUUAAAACAGCAUUUGUGAAACUCCCAUAUGGUUGGUGUCAUAAAAACAGUUUUUUUUCUUGGAAAUUUUCCACUGCAGUUUUUGAUGCAGACAGAAGGGGUUUCAAAA
Messenger RNA from Hyla sarda, 3823 nucleotides. It is a transcript of the gene LHX9, whose product is annotated as LIM homeobox 9. Lineage: Eukaryota; Metazoa; Chordata; Amphibia; Anura; Hylidae. The record is from RefSeq and is a predicted model, not a curated record. The transcript has 5 exons. Bases 730 to 1923 code for a protein of 397 amino acids. Gene Ontology annotation, biological process: regulation of transcription by RNA polymerase II; neuron differentiation. Gene Ontology annotation, molecular function: RNA polymerase II transcription regulatory region sequence-specific DNA binding; DNA-binding transcription factor activity, RNA polymerase II-specific. Gene Ontology annotation, cellular component: nucleus.